AUGUUUGCUAGAGUCACUAAAUCUAAUAAGUUUUUGCCAAUUGCAUUUGGCAUCGGCGCAGCUGCUAUCGCUUCUGCGGCAUUUUAUAACAAGAGCGUUUUGAUGAAUGAAUCCUCGAAGGCAUUUGUUGGUGACAACCAAUGGAUCGAUUUGAAGCUUUCCAAGAUCGAAACUCUGUCUCACGACACCAAGAGAUUUACCUUUGCCUUGCCUCAAAAGGACCAAGUCUCUGGUUUGAUCACCGCAUCUUGUGUGUUGGCCAAGUUUGUCACACCAAAGGGCUCGAAUGUUAUCAGACCAUACACCCCAGUCAGCGAUAUUAAUGACAAGGGUGAGAUUGAGUUUGUUAUAAAACACUACGAAGGUGGUAAGAUGACCUCUCACUUAUUCUCCUUGAAGGAGAAUGACACUGUUUCUUUCAAAGGCCCAAUUGUGAAAUGGGAAUGGAAGCCAAACUCUUUUGACUCCAUUACUUUACUAGGUGCAGGUACUGGUAUCACACCAUUGUACCAAUUGGUUCACCACAUUGCCACCAACCCAGCUGACAAGACCAAGGUCCAUUUGUACUACGGUAACAAGACUCCAUCUGACAUCUUGUUGAAGACUGAAUUGGAUAACCUGCAAAAGAAAUAUCCUGAUCAAGUUAAGGUUACUUACUUCGUUGACAAGUCUGAAGGUAAAUUCGAAGGUGAAACUGGUUUCAUCACCAAGGACUUCUUGUCUCACAAUGCUCCAAAGCCAAGUGAAAAGAACCAAGUCUUCGUCUGUGGUCCUCCACCUUUCAUGAACGCUUACUCUGGUCCAAAGGUUUCUCCAACUGACCAAGGUGAAUUAACCGGUAUCUUGGCUGAAUUGGGUUACUCCAAGUCAAAUGUUUUCAAAUUUUAA
This is a messenger RNA of Kluyveromyces marxianus DMKU3-1042, 888 nucleotides long. RefSeq names its product cytochrome-b5 reductase (gene MCR1). Gene Ontology annotation, molecular function: cytochrome-b5 reductase activity, acting on NAD(P)H. Bases 1 to 888 code for a protein of 295 amino acids. NCBI's taxonomy places the organism in Eukaryota, Fungi, Ascomycota, Saccharomycetes, Saccharomycetales, Saccharomycetaceae. The transcript has a single exon. The record is from RefSeq and is a predicted model, not a curated record. Gene Ontology annotation, biological process: ergosterol biosynthetic process.